AGCGCCUUCGUGUUAGCCCAUGCCGCAUGCGUCCCUGUUGCGGUUUCUGAUCGCGCGACGCGUUUUAGAUCCCAGGUGGCCUUUGUGAACCAGAACAAGGUCGGCGCCGCCUGCGACAACCUCCCUGUGGGAGAGGUCCUCUGCUUGGGCGUCGUAGGACAGGACUGCGCGACGACGCACACCGUCGUGUCUGGGGACUUUUGCGCGUCGAUCGCGGGCGCCGCGAGCACGCUGCUCGCCAACAACCCGAACGUCAGCUCGGACUGCAGCAACAUC
Molecule: messenger RNA, 276 nt
Organism: Heterobasidion irregulare TC 32-1
Lineage: Eukaryota; Fungi; Basidiomycota; Agaricomycetes; Russulales; Bondarzewiaceae
Exons: 2
Source: RefSeq, a predicted model, not a curated record